AUGAGGCCCGGGGAGGGGAGCUGCGACGGCCCGCUGCUGAUUGUGACCGCCGUCCUGAUGCUGUCCACGAGGCCCCCAGGCUCCUGGGCGUCCCGAAUCAUCGGGGGCCACGAGGUGACCCCCCACUCCAGGCCCUACAUGGCGUCCGUGAGUUUCGAGGGUGAGCACCACUGCGGGGGCUUCCUGCUGCGGCCCCGCUGGGUUGUGUCGUCCGCCCACUGCUUCAGCGACAGAGACCCCCAAAUGGGCCUGGUGGUGCUAGGGGCCCACAACCUGCACAUCGCAGAGGCCACGCAGCAGGUGUUCAGCAUCUCGGCUGUCUUCAUGCACCCCGAUUACCAUUCGGACACCCACACCAGUGACAUCACUGUGCUGCAGCUGAACAGCUCUGCCAUCCUGGGUCCUGCAGUGGGGCUGCUGCGGCUGCCACGGAGGCCACCCAGGGCCGGGGCACGGUGCAAGGUGGCCGGCUGGGGCUCCGUGUCCGACUUCAGGGAGCUGCCGCCUGUGUUGAUGGAGGCCGAGGUCCGCGUGCUGGGCCUGGACGUCUGCAACAGAUCCUGGAGGGGGCAGCUGAGCCCUGCCAUGCUCUGUACCCGCAGUGGGGACCGCCAGCGACGUGGCUUCUGCUCGGCAGACUCUGGGGGGCCCCUGGUUUGCAGAAAUCGGGCCCAUGGCCUCGUCUCCUUCUCUGGCCUCUGGUGCGGCGACCCCAAGACCCCCGACGUGUACACACUGGUGUCCGCCUUCGUGACCUGGAUCAGGGACGUGGUUCGGCGGGGCCCGCACGGCUGCCAGCCCAGACCCCCGCCCAGGACCACUGGGGGCCCUCCGGGAGUUGCCUGAACCACAGCAGCGCCGGGUGCACGAGAUGAGGUUAGCUCCGGCCUGGAAAAUUCCGUGGCUGGGGCAGAGGGUCCAUGGGCCCCCAAACCUCAGGAAGCCUGGUGUGUGGGGGGUGGCAGGGGGGAUAGGGGUGAAUCGGUUCUGAAUAAAAAGGGCAAAAUAACACAAUAAAGUGUUAACUGGCUCACCAGACACGAUGGUCUGCCUCCAGGGCCCAUCCACGUCUUUGAGCUUCUCCUUGGCCUCAGCGUGGCCGAGGGUCCAGUUCUACCACUCCCUCCCGGAGGGACCCUGAGCCACAGGACCUGGGCCCCUCUCCACCCUCCCACACCCUCUCCGCGCUGACCCCUCUGGAGUUUCCCACCCUGCCUCACAGCCCGAGCUUGGGACGGCCUCCCCGCCUUGGCCCCUAUCUGGACCGCCACUCCUCUGCCCUCCAGCGAACCCCACCCACAGAUGGGGAGACCGAGGCCGGGAGAGGGUAGGGUCUCUGGUCCUCAGGGUGGGGUCUCAGGUUGGCCUGUCCUCACCCUCUGAAAAGCGCUUUGAGCGCACGGUGCCCGGCUGGCGGCAAGGCUGGGCGAGUCCCAGCUGGUAGCUGGUGCUUUUCCUAAUCGUGUUAGUGUCGCUAUGGUACCUCCAACCCUUCCAGGCCAGGCCUCCAUUUCUGGACCCUAAACCAGGUGGCCUCUUGGGGCUGC
Molecule: messenger RNA, 1547 nt
Organism: Kogia breviceps (pygmy sperm whale)
Lineage: Eukaryota; Metazoa; Chordata; Mammalia; Artiodactyla; Physeteridae
Gene: PRSS57
Product: serine protease 57
Biological process (GO): proteolysis
Molecular function (GO): serine-type endopeptidase activity
Source: RefSeq, a predicted model, not a curated record